Molecule: messenger RNA, 1423 nt
Organism: Periophthalmus magnuspinnatus
Lineage: Eukaryota; Metazoa; Chordata; Actinopteri; Gobiiformes; Gobiidae
Gene: tuba5
Product: tubulin alpha 5
Exons: 5
Coding region: 60-1418 (452 amino acids)
Biological process (GO): mitotic cell cycle; microtubule cytoskeleton organization
Cellular component (GO): microtubule; cytoplasm
Molecular function (GO): structural constituent of cytoskeleton; GTP binding
Source: RefSeq, a predicted model, not a curated record
ACUUGAUGCAAAAACAACGUUUUAACUUGUCGGUUUUUCUCUAGACAACAUAACAAGAAAUGAGAGAGUGCAUCUCCAUCCACGUGGGCCAGGCCGGGGUACAGACAGGUAAUGCCUGCUGGGAGCUCUUCUGUCUGGAGCACGGAGUGGGGCCUGACGGGGCGUUUUUGGAGGGUCCCACGGAGCCAAACUCACGAGAAGAUCCCUUCAACACCUUCUUCAACACAGGCAGCUCCGGGCGACAUGUCCCCCGAGCUCUGUAUGUGGAUCUGGAGCCCACUGUGGUUGAUGAAGUUCGGGUGGGUCGGUACAGAGGCCUCUUCCACCCGGAGCAGCUCAUCUCAGGCAAGGAGGACGCAGCCAAUAACUACGCCCGAGGACACUACACUGUUGGAAAGGACAUCAUCGAUGAUGUCAUGGAGAGGAUCCGCAAAAUGACAGACCAGUGCACCGGGCUGCAAGGUUUCCUGGUCUUCCACAGUUUUGGAGGAGGCACUGGCUCUGGAUUCACCUCUCUGCUGAUGGAGAGGCUCUCUUUGGACUUUGGCAAAAAAUCCAAACUCGAAUUCUCUGUUUACCCUGCUCCCCAAGUCUCUACCGCUGUGGUCGAACCUUACAACGCUAUCCUGACCACUCACACCACUUUGGAGCACUCUGACUGUGCAUUUAUGGUCGACAAUGAGGCCAUCUACGACAUAUGCCAGCGCAAUUUGGAUAUCGAAAGCCCAGGGUAUAUAAAUCUUAAUAGACUUAUCGCUCAAAUUGUCUCUUCCAUCACCGCUUCUCUUCGCUUUGAUGGUGCGCUAAACGUUGAUCUGACCGAGUUUCAAACCAACUUGGUGCCAUAUCCACGAAUCCAUUUCCCACUGGUGACAUAUGCGCCAAUCAUUUCAGCCGAGAAGGCAUACCACGAGCAGUUAACAGUUUUGGAGAUCACCAGUGCAUGUUUUGAACCAUUGAAUCAGAUGGUGAAGUGUGACCCUCGCCAUGGGAAGUACAUGGCAUGCUGCCUCCUGUAUCGCGGUGACGUCGUGCCCAAAGAUGUGAACGCUGCGAUCGCAAAUAUCAAAACGAGACGCUCUGUUCAGUUUGUGGACUGGUGCCCCACUGGGUUCAAGGUUGGCAUUAACUACCAGGCCCCCACUGCUGUCCCUGGUGGAGACUUGGCCAAAGUGCAACGAGCUGUGUGUAUGCUCAGUAACACCACCGCCAUCGCCGAGGCCUGGGCACGGCUGGACCAUAAGUUUGACCUGAUGUAUGCCAAGAGGGCCUUUGUGCAUUGGUACGUGGGAGAGGGCAUGGAGGAGGGGGAGUUCGCUGAGGCUAGAGAAGACCUGGCCUGCCUGGAGAAGGACUACGAGGAGAUGGGCAACAACUGCUCCGAUUCUGAAAAUGAAGAGGAUGGCCAAGAAUACUGAAAGUU